AGCCCGGCUGUUGGAGAACGCACGGAAACAACUGCAAGAAAAGUUCUUAAAGGUUCAAAGCCAGCUCCUGGAAGAAAAUAAGAGGUGUGAGCAGCAAGAAGCAAUGGUUAAAAAUCUUCAAAAACACGUGAAGCUUCUUACCAACGCCCGUGACAGAAUGAAUUCCAUUGUGCAAUCCUACGACAUGGAGACGAACCAAUCGGAGCGCUUACUGCAACUCAACGCCCGCGUGCAAGAAGCCGAGGAGUUGGUGAAGAAGGGGGAAGCCUACUGCAAGGAAAUGGAGGGCCAGUUAUUCGAGGCUUAUGAAGAAGCAGGAAGUCAGAAGAAAAGAGCAAACGUGCUGGAGGCAGAACUUCAGAUGCUGAAGGGUCAAAUGUCCACCGUAGAGCCCAGCAACUUCCUCGCCAAGGAAGAACUGGAUACACUGAGGUUAAAGAUUGAGGAAUUGGAAACUGAGCGAAGCCAGUUAGAAGAGAAAAACAAAUCCCUGGAAGCGAAGCUGGAACAAGCUAUGGUUCAGGGUGGUCACGAUCCCAGUCGCACCAAAGUACUCCAUUUCUCCAUGAACCCCGCCAGCCUGGCCAAGCAACAGCGCCAAGAGCAGAUGGGGAAUCUGCGGGAGGAGUGCGAACGUCUCCGCGAGAGGAUCAGGAUUUUAGAAGGUGGAGAUGGGGGAGGAACCAGCAGCGCCAGCGGCAAACUGGAGGGUGGCGUAAAUCUCCAGUCCCACCCUGAAAUCGCUGAAUUAAAGAAGCAACUGGAAAGUGCGGAGUUGAGUAACCAGCGCUUAAGGGAGAUCUUUGCAAGCAAGAUUAACGAAUUUCACAGAGCGUGUUAUAAACUGACCGGAUACCAUAUUGAUGCUACGAUUGAGAAUCAGUACCGUCUGAUGUCCACGUAUGCCGAGCACAAAGAAGACUGCUUGGUCUUCAAGGCUUCUGGGGCAAAGAUGCAGUUGCUGGAAACCGAAUUUUCGCAGACGGUCCGUGACCUGAUCGACUUUCACCUCCUGCAACAGAACAGCAUCCCCGCCUUCCUCAGUGCGGUCACCCUGGAACUCUUCGGGCGCCAGACCUUGCCUUAUUCACUCCCGCUGGGAAGUGCCACCCCUGCCUCAGCCGCUCGGGGCUCACAGAUGGAGAUGGGCUCGCAGGACGCCUGCCGAGGCCCCAAUCCGUAGAGGAACCGGCCUUUUCUCCCUUUUCAGUUGCUCUCUGGAUAUUUCAGGGCCUUGUAGUGAUCCUUCUGCGUAUUCCCUAUUUUCUGAAGAACUAACCUAAUCUUCCUCCCUCCCUCCGAAUCCUUCUCCUACCACUUCCUCCCUCCCUCCCUUUCAUUCUUCCUUCUUUC
Notechis scutatus (mainland tiger snake) is the source of this 1353-nucleotide messenger RNA. Lineage: Eukaryota; Metazoa; Chordata; Lepidosauria; Squamata; Elapidae. The record is from RefSeq and is a predicted model, not a curated record.